AUUGGCCCUUAGUGCUGUUCCCCACGCGACAGAUCCCAGCCGCCGCCGCCGCCGCCGCCGCCGAGUAGGUUGUUGCCACGCUGAAGGCCACGCGCGGCGGGGGAGGUCGAGGAGAUACGGAGGUCGCCGCGUGUCUCGAAGAGGAGGCCGCCGUCGCAACUCCGGCCGUCUGCAAUUACCCCGGACGGCGGGGAGCCGCCGGCGCGGGUUGCGACCAGCUCACAAGUAGCCAUUCUUACUGUUUUGGUGCUUGUGGAAGGAAGCUCCAGGUUGCUGAUGCAAAUUAGAGGACCUGACUCCUGAUUGGACAGACAUUUGUCUUACUUGUCUCAUGCCAUCUACUUAAAUUGGACUGGACAAUCAGCAAAGUGAAAUGGCAGAACCAUGGCCAUCGUAUUCGUCAUCAUCUCGUGGGAAAAAGAAGCGACCACGCUCUCCUAAUGACGAUGCCACAAGUUCACAAGGCAGAACCGAGAACAGCACAAGCCUUGAGGACAACCUUAUAUUCAGUGAUACUUUGAUAGCUCUACAGUUGAUGCGCACACAGUUCCCAAAGCUAGAGAAGGUUGUAACACAGCCUUUCAUUUUACAGUCCCAAUUGUAUAGUAGUGUGAAGGACAGGACACAAGUUGAUAGAGAUUUGGAGUCACUGAAGAAAGACAGAGUACUCCGUGUAUUCAAACUCAAUACUGGGCAGGAUGACCAUGCAAUCAUGUUCAUGGAUGAUUAUCUUAAACAGAUGGAAUCUGCUGUCAGGAGGUCAACGGGUAAAAACAAAGAUGGUAGUGAAGUGUUCGACUGGUUUGAGAAAUAUGUUCUGCGUUCGAAAUUGGAUGUUAGCAUUGAUCACCUAGAGCUGUGCUCACUGUUAUCACAUGGUGGUGAUGCAAGAGAUAAACAUAUCACCUUAUUGAUGAAUGCUGGUCUCCUGACACGCCAACUAAUAGAUCCAAACAUGUUCUGGUUUUCUAUUCCAAGUAUUGGUCCUAUCUUGAAAGGCCUAUCCCAGGGGAGGAAGGAAGUUCUUUCAUUACUGAACCGUCGGAAGUACAAGGAGAUGCUACUAUCUUCACUGGAGAAGACGAGGUUGAGGUUAUCACCUCUCGAUGUGCGGUUCCACCUCCGUGAUCUGAUUGGGUCUGGUCACAUAAAGACGGUUCAAACACCCACUGGCUUACUUGCUCGCGUGUCAACAGAUUGAUAGACACGCCUUUGGAUCAGCCUUUUUUAGCAGUUUUUGGCUUCUUCGGAAAAGAACACCAUUUUCCUGCCGAGUCAGCAAAAGGUAGUCAGAGUUUAUUUGAUUGGUUCCUGCAUUCUUUAAGGUCAAUUAGUAGGGUGUAUUGCAAAAAAGAAAUUCUGAUACGUACUCUGGUGUUGAUCUGAUUAAUGUUGUAUAGUUAUGGCGAUGUAAUACUAGAGAUUUUUACCUACCAAAUGGAUUGUUUCCUGUGAAAUGCAUGGAAACAUAUUGUUGAA
Triticum dicoccoides is the source of this 1479-nucleotide messenger RNA. RefSeq names its product serine/threonine-protein kinase 19-like. The coding region runs from base 374 to 1201 and encodes 275 amino acids. The record is from RefSeq and is a predicted model, not a curated record. NCBI's taxonomy places the organism in Eukaryota, Viridiplantae, Streptophyta, Magnoliopsida, Poales, Poaceae. The transcript has 9 exons.